CGCCAUCAAGCUGAUCAGCCAGGUGCAAGUGGGCGUGGCAGAGGAGAAGCAGUCGUCGGGGGAUGAGUUCAAGGACAGCGGAGACGACAAAUCUUCCGAUGGUGACGACCUGGGUGACGGCGAUCUAGAGGAAGUGGAGUCGGAGGGAGACCUAGAUGAGGGUGACGAGGGGGAGAAAUCCGAUGAUCAGACGAUGUCGUCUAGAAGAUCGAGCUGGCUGAGGAAGCAGAGGAGGUGGCGCAUGUUCCAGUACGGGGAGAUGUUGUGGAAGACCAAGAGACGCCUGGCGCUGCUGCGCAACUUUUACCUGGACAUGGACGGCAGAGAUGACGUGUUCCCCGAGCUGAGGCCAGAUGUAGGUCACUGGGGGAGGCCUCUGUCGCACUGCAUCCCCCACCUUGAAUCCCUGCCGCACAGCCGCGAGACCGAGUCAUCCGCCGAGGAAGCCGGCUUGUCUGGCGAAGUGUCAGCCCCUGACCGUACAACAGCUGCCGCCACUGAGGGUUCGAACCCUCUUCCUGCGAUAUACAAGCCAAAGCCUGUUCUGACUCUGAUGCCAAAUACCUCUGCAGGGCCGUGUCUGUGUGUAGCUUGGCAGAAUGCUGGGGAUCUCCGAUAUAUCUUGUCCAGCUAUGGCACGGGCGGCGUGUUUCUCUGGGACCUUGAGUCUGCGUCCCCCCUGGUGAGAGUGGACCGAUCCAGCCUCCUGCCCGUGCGCUGCUUCAAGGAGAGCAGCCUGGGGGUGGUGGGCUGUGUGUGGAGCGCCCGCUGCCCGUACCUAUUCGUCACCGCGUCCUUGAGCAUGGCCGUCUCCAUCUGGGAUAUUCGCAAACCACAAGUGCCCCUGUCCUCCUCCACAACACGAAACGCUGAGACGACCUACGCGCGUGCCGUGUGCAGUACGGGGCCCAUCCGUGCUGCCUUCCUGUCCACGGCCGACAGAAUCAUCGGGAAGGAGAACUGCCCACUGUCCAUCACCGGCCUGACCCCGUCCUUCAUGAGAAUUCCCUCCCUUCGCCUGUGUCUCGCCAGGCACUUUGACUGCAUCUGGGACGUGAGUUUUUGCCCACGCUACGAGGUGGCGCUGUCGUGUGACGCAGCGGGGAACCUCAUGGUCACUGUACCGCCGUUGACCCGCUUUCUGACUCGCUCCAAACUGAUGCACAUGAUGUAUCUCAAGAUUGUGCCCACUGCUCUGGUCUACAAGGCUCGGCUGAAGGCACAACAGACGUCGGAACAUCGUCGGGAGGCUGCGGCGAGCACAUCGGCCACUGACGGAGAGUCUCAAGAGGCGGAACAGGACCCAGGGGGUGACGUCGCAGAACGCACACUGCACUUCCGGAACAUUCCCGUGACCAACUCCUUCAAGUUUCCAACUGACCGCAGGUCAGAUCUCACCCUGAACGACACGGAACCUUUGGGAGAGAAUAUUCAGGCUGUCCACAGGGCUCGGCUCAACCCGAACCGGUCGUCGUGUCUGUGGGCUGUGAGCGGCGGCCAAGCGGGUCUGCUGCGCCUGGACAACCUGUUUGGGCUGGUCAGUCCACGCUGCAGGGACGUACGCGACCUUCUCAACUGAUUAAGGUCGUAGCGUGUUGAGACGUACGCGACCUUCUCAACUGAUUAAGGUCGUAGCGUGUUGAGACGUACGCGACCUUCUCAACUGACUAAGGUCGUAGCAUGUAUGGACGUACGCGACCUUCUCAACUGACUAAGGUCAUGGAAUGUAUGGACGUACGCGACCUUCUCAACUGACUAAGGUCGUAGCAUGUAUGGACGUACGUGACCUUCUCAACUGACUAAGGUCGUAGCAUGUAUGGACGUACGCGACCUUCUCAACUGAUUAAGGUCGUAGCAUGUAUGGACGUACGAGACCUUCUCAACUGACUAAGGUCGUAGCAUGUAUGGACGUACGCGACCUUCUCAACUGACUAAGGUCGUAGCGUGCAGGGACAUACGCGACCUUCUCAACUGAUUAAGGUCGUAGCGUGUUGAGACGUAUGGGACCUUGUCGCCUGAUGAUUACAGUCUUAGUGUUGCCAGGACGUACACGACCUUCUCACCUGAUUACGGUGUCAACGUGCAGGGACGUAUGGGAUCUUCUUACAUGAUGAUUACAGUCUUAGCGCUGCCAGGACGUAUGGGACCUUCUUACAUGAUGAUUACAGUCUUAGCGCUGCCAGGACGUAUGGGAUCAUCUUACAUGAUGAUUAGUCUUAGCACUGCCAGGACGUAUGGGACCUUCUUACAUGAUGAUUACAGUCUUAGCGCUGCCAGGACGUAUGGGAUCAUCUUACAUGAUGAUUACAGUCUUAGCGCUGCCAGGACGUAUGGGACCUUCUUACAUGAUGAUUACAGUCUUAGCGCUGCCAGGACAUAUGGGAUCAUCUUACAUGAUGAUUACAGUCUUAGCGCUGCCAGGACGUAUGGGAUCAUCUUACAUGAUGAUUAGUCUUAGCACUGCCAGGACGUAUGGGACCUUCUUACAUGAUGAUUACAGUCUUAGCGCUGCCAGGAUGUGCGGGACCUUCUCGCAUGAUUACGGUGUCAGCGUACCGAGACUUUCGGGACCUCAACAGAAUACGGACUAAGUGGACUGCCAAGUACUCUUAUAGAAUCAGAGCCCUCCCUUUAAAAAAAAAUUUUUUUUUUUUUUUUAAAGAUUUUUUUUCCCUAUGGAAGGACCCUGAUUGAUUUGCGUAAGAUCCGAUUUUUAUCUUGAAUUCCGUAUCUCUAUCAGUCGUUAUCUAAUUUAUCAUAAAUAGUGUGGAAAUGCACAGGUUUAUUUGCAAAAUUGUAAAUUUGUGCAACUUCUCGUAAAUGGCGUGAGAACACACAUUUUUGUUUCCAGGUUGUUGGUUUUUUUUCUUAACUUCGAUUUUUAGUGAAGAUUCUGAAAAAAACUUCUAUUUUUAGUCGUGGAGGGAUUUGCAGAUCUGGGUCCGUGAGCAGAUGGUUGGUGGGUGCCACUUGUAGGUCCUACUUCUUUUCUCUCCCUCUGUUGUUUCUGUCCAUCUGUCUUUAUCUUCCCUGCAUUAUCUGACCUUUAUUGUGUCCAUGUGCUUCUUUUUAGGGGAUUACAGUCGGCUGAAGAUGAAAUAUGUCCGUGCUGUGUAUGUGUGAAAGUAUGCUUGUGUGUAUGAGUGUUUGUAUGUUUGUGUAUGUGUAUGAGUGUUUGUAUGUUUGUGUAUGUGAAUGAGUGUUUGU
Molecule: messenger RNA, 3207 nt
Organism: Aplysia californica (California sea hare)
Lineage: Eukaryota; Metazoa; Mollusca; Gastropoda; Aplysiida; Aplysiidae
Product: general transcription factor 3C polypeptide 2
Biological process (GO): transcription by RNA polymerase III
Cellular component (GO): transcription factor TFIIIC complex
Molecular function (GO): protein binding
Source: RefSeq, a predicted model, not a curated record